Molecule: messenger RNA, 3079 nt
Organism: Marchantia polymorpha subsp. ruderalis
Lineage: Eukaryota; Viridiplantae; Streptophyta; Marchantiopsida; Marchantiales; Marchantiaceae
Source: the annotation of a GenBank genome assembly
GAAUUGAUUAGUCAAUUCGCGGAUUGAUCAAGAGCAUGAGCUCGACACGAGCUCGCCAUCAUUCCCAUUGUCAGAGCCCGGAGCCCAGCCCAGGCACACGACUACAAGUAGAGAGCAAGUCCAGGGCACUCUCGGAUUCCAAGUCUGAUCCUCCCACACGUCUUGAGCCUGACCCGAAGAGAGUUUGUUUGCGCCAUCGGGAAAAAAGCUUCAGUAUUACCCUCUCCGCGAGAGCGAGUCCGAGUGCUGUGAUUGAGAGUACAGCGGUGGCAUGAGAAGACGUCCAUGAGAGCAGCAGGCUUGGACGAAUAAGCAGCUUUCGAAGGGUAGAUUCGCGGGGGCGAGCCUGGGAAGGCAGCGAGGAAUAUAAUACACUUAGAUUCGUAGAUUGCCGUCGUCACCGGGUUUGGAAGAACGAACCAGUACUCGUACUCGUACUAUCUAUCACUCUCCGUGUGCUCUCCCGGCUUUUGUGGCGCCUGGGGACUCGAAUCCUUCUAGCCACCUGUUCUUUGUGCUCGAGGCCCUUGAGCUUGGAACUCUUUGCACGGGCCUUCUGGUCUCUCUCACAUUUAUCACCUGAUUCUUGUGGUCAGCGUUCUCGGCUCUCUCUUGCUCGCCGCCUAACGUGAGCUUCUUCGGGAACUGGCCUGGGGACCAGCAGUCUGGUCUCGGCAACUAUCAGGGUAGAGGUGUGGAAGUCUACAUCUAGGGAGCUCCUGGACCUUUCUGGUUCAAACUUAGUUUUCGCUCUUACCCGGUUUUGGGUCGUAAUCCUUGUCUUUGACGUACUUUCGAAGUCCUCUAGUCUUGGUCGUCAAAAUUCGGCAGCCCCUCGCUUGCAGCACCUUAAUAUUCAACCGAAUGGACGUUUUGGACGACCUAUAAUUCCUCCCCGGAGAACCAGAUUUGUGCAAAGUGUUGUUUCAACGCUGUUCGUUGAUUAUGUACAGUGGGCGCAAUCAGGCCGCGUAGUGAGAAGACAGAUAGUCAUUAUCUGAUUCUUGCUCACUCGCCUGCCUGUGACGAACGUCAUAUCAAUCAGUCGAUCAAUCAUGGGUUCAUACCACCACUCCGACCAUUGCAGAGUGGUACCUGGUGUGCUGCAGCCCCAUCACGUCGACCCCAGGGAGGAUGUUUGCGGAGUCUUUCAGCCUGCACCCAAGGACAGAUUAGUCCAAUGCUUUAUAGUGAGGGAUCCAUCUACACAGGCUUUAUGUCUCUUCUUGCAGCUGAGCAAGAAGCUUUCCACCGUGACAAACCGAGGGAAGUUUCUUGUAGCCGCUCGGCAAGUCACCUCCAUGGCGUCUUCGGAUUUCAUGAUUUGUGGGGAUCUCGACGAUCUUUGCGAACAAAGCGAGUUUUAUUACGGCAGAUUGAGGUCUAAUUUGAGCCGCACGGAGUACACUCUUUGGGACUGUCGAGAGGGGGCCAGACGGAAGAGCAGGACGAGCUGCUGGCCACAUUCCUCGAGCGGACUGAGACCCGGCAGCGUGAAAGUGGCCGAUAUCGGUUACAAUAUGACCUUUGGAAAGCCACAAAAAAUUGAGUGCUUGGUUCAUUCUAUAAGAUAUUGCGAGGUCAACGGUGACUCUUCGAGACCUGCGGCCGGAGAGAGUAGCGUAGACAGCGUUUCGGAAUCGACCGACGUGCUGAGCAACAACUACGUGCGUACGAAUCACCUAUUAAGCGAGGUGUCUCAAAAUCUCGCCAAGUCCAUAGCUGCGGGUGCAGGUCAGAUGAGUCAACCGGAGUUCACCCUCGACAAGCUUUUACAAUCUGUUUCAGAACCUUGGAGUUCUGAUGAGUCGCUGCAGACAUCUCCGAGGAACUCGAGCCAAGACUCGGUCAAGAGUUCUCCAGCGGCAAGCCAGGACCGGUCCGUGAAGAAGGAAACAUCGCCUCGUGGCUCGUUACGGAAGAGCUUGCCAAAGAUUGCUGUCAAGAAGAUCGACGAGGCUAGGGUGGGUGACGCGGUCGUGGACGCACCGUUGCACUUGAAAACCAGGGCGUAUGUGUGGGACAAGGCGUGCAAGAGAUACUACGCCGACUUCAACCGUGGGGACAUCCCCGGGUCUGCGAAGAACUUUCAGCUGGUUGCCGGUAACCAUGUACAGAAGGAGAACGACAAGAUAUUGCUCCAGUUUGGCCAGGCGGGGCCCGAAAUCUUCUUCAUGGAUUAUCGUUAUCCUCUCACAGCUUUUGAGGCGUUCGGCAUUUGUCUGAGCAGAUUAUUCUAGUCCUCACCCUUAAUCAUUCGACACCCUGACCCUGAUACGUGUGCAGAUCAAAUGACUCUCCAUUGAUGAGAAAGAGCAUCAUAGGGUUUCAACAUAGCCUAUUGUUCAUUAUACCAAUUUUGUAUUGCAUAAUUCUUGAAAGCUGCGGAAGCCGUCUCCUGCAAUUUUCGUGCUUGUGUUCAGAGCCUCCUCCAGCAUCCACUCCAUCUUUCAAGCCAAAUCAUACUUUAGUCUGGAGCCUUUGGUCACCUGAUGCUACUGGCAGCCUAUUUUUCAGGAUAAAACUCAGCUCAUUAUGGCCACAUCCCUGUGCAGUGAGUGGGAACCAUCUCAGUGAAGUUGUAUAUUUUACCCGCUGUUGCUAGCUGGACGUUGUUCCUCUACAUUAUUCCUACUAUCUUAGUGCUAUGCUUUGGAGCUAGUACAUUCCAAUAAAGACCAGUAUCAGUUUAUGAGAACCUACAGCUUCAUGAUCUAAGUGGUACAUCACCUCGUUGCUCUUUAGAAUCUCGGAUGUACAAAAUAGUGGGACAUAUAACGACCAAGGUUCAGACUUAAGAGAGUGACCAGUCUGGAUCGGCCGAGCUGAGGCACAGUGGUGGGAGUAGAGAUCGUUAGGUACUUUAGCAUCAUAAAUCUCCCUGUCCAGCAUAUCCAAUAUCUUCUUCAUGAUAUGUACAUAUGAUGUGGCAGUUGUCGAGUUAAACAUAUGGAAGCUAGCUACAUCGAGUGUAGAUAGACAUUUUUAGUACCGUCUGGAUUUAUUCACCAGACAGUUUGUUAAGCCCCCAGUCGAGGGAUGUACACUCAUGAAAUGGUAAUGAAGUCCACAUUUUUUA